Adineta steineri is the source of this 801-nucleotide messenger RNA. Lineage: Eukaryota; Metazoa; Rotifera; Eurotatoria; Adinetida; Adinetidae. The record is from the annotation of a GenBank genome assembly.
AUGUUACUGGUAUUGAUUUCACUUAUGAGUAUAGUUGUCUGUUGUUGGGCAACUACAAAUGUAGCUGAAAUAAUAGAUAACAACAAAAGAAAUGGUUCAACAAUGGGCGGCUAUAUGGAUGAUAGUAUUCAAACUUCAGAAAAAAGUGACGGAAAAUUUUUGAAUUAUAUUCGUCUUCUCGAUGGUCAAUGUCACAAUUGUUCCACAUAUAAAUGUACUAAUCAUAAAUCAAAUCUAGGUGGUUCUGAAUGGUGUAUUAUGUUAUUUCCUGAUGCUCUUGCUCAUUGUGAUUCUGAUCCAAAUUGUGGUGGAUAUACAAUGACAACAGCUACAUGGUUUCAUAAAAAACAUGAUAAAAAUGGUCAAGUAGCUGUUCAUCUAACUAAAAUUGGAGAAAAACCAUUCAAUUGUUCAUUCUCAGAAUGGAGUAGUUAUGAAAAACAAAAUACUAUUCGUGAUACUCCUGUUAUAUAUGGUCGAACAACAUGUUCAAAUAGCGAACAAGGCAAUUUCAAUUAUAUAUUUGAAAGUAAUUCAAAUGCAGUUACUGAAGGUGAAACAUACUUAUGCAAAAAUCAUCCCCAAAAUCUUGAUAAUAAGGAUGCAAAUUGUAUUUUAUCAAUUGUUGACGGAAUAACACAAUGUAAUUCGGAUGAGCAAUGUGAAGGAUUUGUUAUCAAUACAGAUAAAGAUUGGCAAAAUAAAUAUUCAAAAAAUGGGAUGCAAGCUGUGCAAUUGUAUGGAAAAGGUGUAACAUAUGUGCCAAAUCAAAUAUGGCGUAGUUUUAAAAAACAACAUUAA